AUGGUGGAGCAAACGACGUCUGUCACUGGCUCGUUGCCUAAAAUUUCCUUCGGUGUGAAGAAGCGAGAGGACACAAAGUUCCAAGCUCCAGCGCCUGUUGCAGUUAUUAAUGUUGACGUUGACAGUGAUGAAGAACGCGAGAAGGAGGAAAUGGAGAGAGCAGCCAAACGGAGGAAGAUGACUCAUUUCGAAGACGGAGAUAUCAGAGGUGAUGUGGAUAAUGUCAAGGAAGCAGCUGUAAUCCCAAUGGUAAUUGAACACGAUUGGCGUACCCAAAAAUUGCUAGAAAAAGAGAAAGCUGGAACAUUGACAGAAGAAGAAAAGGCAAAGCUAGCACUUGUGUUACCAAAUGGUGUUAAUGGAGAGGAUGGCACGGAAGGAUCUGGGGAGAAGAUUGUAGUUGAAGAAGGUCAAGGAGCCAACGAAGACGCUGAUUAUUCGGCAAUUUCUAUUGAAAGUUUCGGUUUGGCUAUUCUGAGAGGAUGCAACUGGAAGGAUGGCGAUGGAAUCGGUAAAAAUCCACAGAAAGUUGCAUUGAAACUCCCAAAUCGACGACCACCAGGACUUGGACUUGGAGCAACACCCAAACACCCCGCGGGUGGUGAUAAGAAGAAAUCUGCGGCGGAUAAAGGAGAGAAGGAGGAGAAGAUUGAAGAAAUCAAAGUAGGAAGUUUUAUUAAAGUAGUCGAUGGACGGAAUAAAGGAAUUUAUGGAAAAGUGGAAGGACGAGAUGAUGAUUCGAAUUCGUUUUUCAUUCGAACUGCAAUCGGAGGAAAAUCCAUAAAAGUUAGCCAAAUUGUAGUAAUGGCAGUUAGUGCGAAGGAAUACGAACGAGAUUCAAAAUGUCUGAAUAAGAAUGAAUACGAUAAAGAGAAGGAUAGAAUCGAAAAGGAGAGGAAGAAGUACGAACAACCAUCCACAUCAUCAUCCAAAGAUUAUAAAUCGUCGUCUUCUUCGAAGUCUUCCAAAUAUGAUUACGAUGACAAUCGGAAAAACGAAAAGUUAUGGGCACGAACAGACCUCCUAGUCCGAUUCAUUGAUGAGGACUUCAAGAGAGGAUCACUGUUCAAGCAGAAAGUUCGGAUAGUUGAUGUAGCAGGGAAGGAUGAGAUCACAAUUGAGGAUGACCGAGGCAACACCUAUUACAAUGUCCGUCAAUCAUAUCUGGAAACAGUGAUUCCUAGAGAUAUUGGAGAAAAAUUGAUGAUUGUCGCUGGAAAACGCAGUGGAAAACUGGCUGUGAUGCUGGAUAAGGACAAGUAUAAAGAGAAGGUGACGGUUCGUUUGCUGACCACGAACGAAGUGGUCACUUCAUAUUUUGAGGAUGUGUGUGCGGUGAAGAUACGACACGAAGAAGAUUACGAGUGA
Caenorhabditis briggsae is the source of this 1368-nucleotide messenger RNA. Lineage: Eukaryota; Metazoa; Nematoda; Chromadorea; Rhabditida; Rhabditidae. Gene Ontology annotation, molecular function: nucleic acid binding. Bases 1 to 1368 code for a protein of 455 amino acids. The transcript is spliced from 3 exons. Gene Ontology annotation, cellular component: spliceosomal complex. Gene Ontology annotation, biological process: mRNA splicing, via spliceosome. The record is from RefSeq and is a predicted model, not a curated record.